AUGGCUCCGGUCUACCACUGCACUGCUUCAGACGGUAACAAAACCAUCUACAUCCACGCAGGAUGCCCAGAGAAAGGCCGCCUCGCCGACCUAUGGUCCUUCAACAUCGAGUCAAAGACAUGGAAGGAGCUCGCUGCAGCACCUCCCCCAGCACGCGGCGGCGCGUCCAUUGCCUUUUCCGGAGGCAAGUUAUACCGUAUCAAUGGCUUCGAUGGCACUUCCGAGCAAGGCGGUUCUCUUGAUGUCUACGAUCCCGCUUCCGCUGCGUGGUCUACGAUUACCUACAAGCCGGAUGGUGUUGAGGGCCCCGAGGCGCGAAGUGUAUCAGCGCUCGUCGCGGUUGAAGUGAGCGGUAAGCCGUAUCUUGUGACGCUGUUUGGCGAGCGUGAUCCUAGUUCGUUGGGUCACGCUGGUGCUGGAAAGAUGCUCUCGGACGUGUGGGGUUUCGAUAUUGAAGCCAACAAGUGGGAGAAGGUCUCGUUCGAGGGGGAUGCGCCCCCGCCGAGGGGUUGGUUUGAUGCAGACGUGGUGGUUGAUGGAGUAAAGCAGGCUGUGGUUGUUCACGGAGGUCUUGCGGAAGACAACUCGAGGUUGGGAGACAUCUGGAGGCUCGACUUUGUCUAG
This is a messenger RNA of Colletotrichum scovillei, 624 nucleotides long. Its product is annotated as kelch repeat protein. The transcript is spliced from 2 exons. The record is from RefSeq and is a predicted model, not a curated record. Bases 1 to 624 code for a protein of 207 amino acids. NCBI's taxonomy places the organism in Eukaryota, Fungi, Ascomycota, Sordariomycetes, Glomerellales, Glomerellaceae. Gene Ontology annotation, molecular function: protein binding.